AUGGCGUCUGCUGCGACACGGAAACAAUGCACAAAUGACGAUGGUUGUAAACAAAUUGGUAUUGCUUAUUGCGAAGGUUGUGCACGAUCGUUUUGUGGAAAACAUUAUAAUGACCACCGGCAUCUAUUAAGUGAGGAACUAGACGUUAUUUUUAGUGACUGUAAUGAAAUCAAAGAUGCAUUGAAUCAACAAAUAACGACAUGUGAUUCUCAUCCAUUGAUGAAACAAAUUGAUGAUUGGGAAACACAAUCCAUUGCCAAUAUUCAACAACGAGCAAAAGAAUUACGACAACAAUUACUUCAUUUUGCAACUAAUCAUAGAAAUAAACUAUUGCAAAAACUUCAACAACUAUCCGAACAAUCGAUGGAAGCUCGAGAACACGAUAGCUUCAGCGAAACAGAUCUACAUCAGUGGAAGAAAACUCUUGAAGAUUUAAAAGCCAAUCUUACUUCACAGUCUACGUUUUGUAUUAAUCAGCAUGAUUAUUUUCCAGGACUGAAAAAUAUUUCACUUAUCAUGGCAAUGACAAACGAGUUAUUUGAUCAAAUAUCCGACAACACAGUUCAAAUUGAGCAAAACGGACAAGUAGUAACUAGUGAUGCAUCAAGAAAUCAUAGGGAGAUCCGUGGUAGAAUUAAAUACGCCUCAGGAGUCCAUAAAAUUCGUCUAUACAUUGAACAGUCAGUAAAUGAGUGGAUACUUUUGGGAAUAAACUCGGAAUCAACACCUCUACAACGUCAAUCAUACAAUUCUUCGUCCACUUACGGUUGGUCCAGUGACAACAGUAUUUGGUCCAAUGGACAAAGAAAUCAAAAUAACUCGUAUUAUGCUAUCGAAAUGAAAAAGAAUGAUAUAAUUAGUUUAAUUCUUGAUUGUGACAUACGGACCAUUACGAUAAUCAAUGAACGAACAAAUAGAAAACAUGAAUUACCUGUCAAUACUGCCCAUUGUCCAUUUCCUUGGCAACUUCAUCUCAAUCUAUAUGAAGCGAACUGUUGUGUGCGUAUUUUGUCAACAUAG
Messenger RNA from Rotaria sp. Silwood1, 1020 nucleotides. NCBI's taxonomy places the organism in Eukaryota, Metazoa, Rotifera, Eurotatoria, Philodinida, Philodinidae. The record is from the annotation of a GenBank genome assembly.